This is a messenger RNA of Salvelinus namaycush (lake trout), 4444 nucleotides long. Its product is annotated as long-chain-fatty-acid--CoA ligase 3-like. Bases 336 to 2483 code for a protein of 715 amino acids. Gene Ontology annotation, cellular component: lipid droplet; plasma membrane; endoplasmic reticulum. Gene Ontology annotation, molecular function: long-chain fatty acid-CoA ligase activity. The record is from RefSeq and is a predicted model, not a curated record. Gene Ontology annotation, biological process: neuron differentiation; long-chain fatty-acyl-CoA metabolic process; long-chain fatty acid metabolic process. Lineage: Eukaryota; Metazoa; Chordata; Actinopteri; Salmoniformes; Salmonidae. The transcript has 15 exons.
UAGAUGCCCGCAGAUUUCCACUAAAAUCUCUUAGUUUGAUGUAUACAUUGGCACCAUAGCUUUUAUGUUUGACAUGAUGACAAAAGCCAGCAAAUGAUUUUGGUGUAUUGACGAAAUUAUUUCAAGAGCCGCGAGAAUAGCGGGCGAGAAAGAGGUAACCUGACUCUUCUACCGAGCAGCGUCUGUUAGUCCAUCAAGCAGAUCCACCAAAGGGACCACCAGUGCAUGACAAGGAACACAACCAGUCUCCAAAAGAAGUAUCUGGGUGUGUCCCUCACCCUUCCUGCCCACCUCAACUGACACCACCCCCUGACCCUUGAACCCUUACCUGCAAGAUGAAACUGAAAGAGGACAUGAACCCGCUGCUGCUGCAAGUCUUCCGCUCAGUGGUCUGGGUCUGCUCUUUCAUUACCUUCCUGCCAUGGUACUUCCUCUCGGGUGCCGGCACCAACCUAGACCGGGCACGGCGGGUCAAGGCGCGGUCAGUGAGCGGGCGUCCAGCAGGCCCUUACCGGGCGACCAACCGGGCGGGCGGUAUCCAUCAGAAGCUGGUGUGGUCCUUGCACCUGGGGGUGGACACCCUGGACAAGGUGAUGGUGCACGGGGCGACCAGGUUUCCAGAGAGGGACUGCCUGGGCACCAGAGAGGUGCUGAACGAGGAGGACGAGCUCCAACCCAACGGGAAGGUCUUCAAGAAGGUUAUCCUAGGGGAGUAUCAGUGGAUGUCGUACGAGGAGACCUACCAGGCAGCAGUGUGUUUUGGCAGUGGUCUGGCUGCGCUGGGCCAGAGGCCUCAGUGUAACAUCGCCAUUUUCUGUGAGACCAGGGCUGAGUGGAUGAUAGCAGCACAGGCCUGCUUCAUAUACAACUUCCCAUUGGUGACGUUGUACUCUACUCUGGGCGGAGCGGCCAUCGCCCACGGUCUCAACGAAACAGAGAUCACCCACAUCAUCACCAGCAAAGACCUGCUACACAGCCGUCUCAAGGCCAUCCUGUUAGAGGUGCCUCGGCUGCAGCACAUUAUCGUGGUGGACAGUAAGCCAACCAGCUGGCCUGGCUUCCCCCGCGGCAUCAUGGUCCACAACUUGGUCGCGGUGCAGGAGCUGGGCUCUAGACCCGACAACAUGGCGGUGGCACGCCGGCAGCCUCUGCCCUCUGACAUCGCUGUCAUCAUGUACACCAGCGGCUCCACCGGCAUCCCCAAGGGUGUGAUGAUCUCCCAUAGCAACAUCAUCGCGGGCAUCACGGGCAUGGCAGAGCGCAUCCCAGACCUGGAUGAGACAGACACCUACAUUGGGUACCUACCGCUGGCUCAUGUUCUGGAGCUCAGUGCAGAGAUGGUGUGUAUCUCUCACGGCUGCCGCAUCGGAUACUCCUCCCCACAGACGCUAGCAGACCAGUCGACAAAGAUUAAGAAGGGCAGUAAAGGAGACACCAGUGUUCUGAAGCCUACACUCAUGGCUGCUGUACCGGAAAUCAUGGAUCGCAUCUAUAAGAAUGUGAUGACGAAGGUGGAGGAGAUGAGCAGUGUGCAGAGAACCCUGUUUGUGUUGGCCUACAACUAUAAGAUGGAACAGAUGACCAAGGGCUACAGGACCCCGCUCUGUGACAGUCUGGUGUUUAGGAAGGUGCGCUCGUUGUUAGGAGGUCACAUGCGGGUGCUGUUGUCGGGCGGAGCGCCCCUUUCUGCCGCCACCCAGCGCUUCAUGAACAUCUGCCUCUGCUGUCCCGUGGGCCAGGGCUACGGCCUCACUGAGACCUGCGGAGCUGGCACCAUCAGUGAGAUGUGGGACUACAGCACAGGCCGGGUCGGAGCUCCUCUGGUCUGCUCUGAGAUCACCCUCAAGGACUGGGAAGAGGGCGGUUACUACAGCACAGACAAGCCCAACCCAAGAGGUGAGAUUGUGAUCGGCGGGCCCAAUGUGACCAUGGGUUACUACAAGAACGAGGUGAAGAACCGCGAGGACUUCUUCGUGGACAGCGACGGCCAGCGCUGGUUCUGUACGGGAGACAUCGGGGAGCUCCACCCUGACGGCUGCCUCAAGAUCAUCGACCGUAAGAAGGACCUGGUGAAGCUCCAGGCUGGGGAGUAUGUGUCUCUGGGGAAGGUGGAGGCCAUGCUGAAGAACUGCCCUUUCGUAGACAACAUCUGUGCUUACGCAAACAGUGACCAGUCAUAUGUGAUUGGCUUUGUGGUGCCCAAUCAAAAGCAGCUGACAGUGCUGGCGGAGCAGAGAGGGUUACGGGGCAGCUGGGAGGAGAUCUGUAACAACCCUGACAUGGAAAGAGACGUCCUCCGCAUCAUCACAGAGGCUGCACUGUCAGCCAAACUUGAGCGCUUUGAGAUCCCUAAGAAGAUCCGUCUUAGUGCAGAGCCCUGGACCCCAGAGACUGGCCUGGUUACGGACGCAUUCAAACUCAAACGCAAGGAGCUCAAAUCACAUUACCAGGAUGAUAUCGAAAGGAUGUACGGUGGCAAGUAACACACACACUCUCUCUAAGACACACACAGGUAAAGACAUAUGCAAGGAAUCUAAAAAACACUACCAAGAUGACAUGGAGACUGGAGAGGAUGUACGGCGGCAAGUUAAACACACACACACACAGAGAGAAGGAACGACCCAUUGUACUUCAACCUCUUGACUUCCCUUCCGACUAGUUACAAUCAAACGGAAAAUAACUCUGGAAAAUUACUGUCAGUCAAUCCAGACCCCCAACAAAGACGGAGAGGCCAAGCCAGUUGGAGCGACAUCCGUUGCUUCUCUUCAAAGCUUUUUCUGGGUCUGUGUUGCUAUGAUGACGGUGGCAUCGUUGACAUUCCCGGCGGACGCACAGGAAAUGACAAGUUUGUACAAAAGACUGCUUUGGCACUAUGUCCAUGCCCCCCCCCCCCCCUUUGGCAUGUGUGUGUAGUCCAGACACCUGAUGGGAGACUGGUUUGUUGUUGUGUUACUGUGGCCUGAGUCGUGUUCAUUAGGCACCAAACGGAAGAAAACUACCUGAAACAGGGACGACUACCUAAACGUGUCCAAUAAGAAACACUUGUUUUCCGUUGCAAAAUGUUUUGCAACAGUAAACACCAAUGAAUAUGACCCUGAAAAAGGAGGCCCUUCGGUUUAAAUGUCCCAUAUUCAGGUUUGAGUCUAUACAGGGAUCUCUUUUCUUGUGUGUUUUUUUGGAUGUAGUGAUAUUUGUUGUUCUGUUCAUGUUUCAUUACGGUUCUUUAACGUAUACGGUUUGUCUUCAUUCGCUUCCGAAGCCCAUUCAAUGAACAUCUUGUGUCUGAGAGAAAUCAGUGUUGCGAAGCCAUGAAAGAUUCUUUUUAAAGCAACUCGUGUUCUUAAUUUGCUUUUCUUAUUUUUCUGAACGGUUUGUUUCUCAUUUAUAUUGUUUUUUCUCCUGGUUCUAUUCUAUUUCUCUAUUGGUUCUAUUCUAUGGAAGAGUACGUGUUUAGUGAUUUGACUAGAUGAAGUCCUGUCACUCUUUUACUGUGUGUUAGUGAUGUAAUCUCCUUCUGGCUCUGUUCCUCUGUGGCUGGCUAUGGGCUGAUGUGCCUGGGUUGGCUCGUAGAACCUGUUUGUCAUAAAUAAUCAGUGUUGGGGAAACUACUCUGAAAAUAUAGUUUACCAAGUUACCAAUUACUUCAUACUGGAAGAAGUUAUGAUACACUAAAGCUACCCUUAAACUAUAUUCUACUUAACUGAAGUAGUUCACUACAUCCAAACUACUUAGUAAAAAGUUAGCAUAUCUAAAUCUGAAAUGUCAGUGACUACAAAUUGCAAGACAGAUCACUCGAGUCAGAUGUUAACAGAAUGUGUAAAUUAGCCUAUUAAAAACAAAAACUGUUUCAAGGGAUAAUUAGGCAGAUCUGAUGCUGAAAAAGAAAGGAAAUUAUUUUCUACUUCCGCCAUACUACAUUUGUGAAAAUAAAUAAAUGAUGUAGCCUAGUUCCAGUAGUUAGCUACACCACUACAUGGCAAAAAAAUGAUGAACUACUGAAAACACUACCUACAUUCGAAUUUAGUUCCCCACUAAACUACUGCAAAAUGCAGUUAAAUUACUAGUUAAACUACAUGUAGUUCACUUCUCCCCAACUCUAUAAAUAAUGUAGUCUGAUCCAAGAUCCUCUGACUAUUAUUGGGAUGUCAUGAGUUAACCAGAGCAAGAAGAACUGAUCUGGGACCAGGUUAGUAAUGAUGGUGAAGUGUCCAGGGUGGCUACAGGGAAGUAGGAUGAAGUUGCCCCCAAAGCUGAUCUAAGUUUUUCUUGUCUCCCCUAUGGUUGAGGUUAGGUUGUGGAGAGGAUAAGCUGAUCCUUGAUCUGUGCCUAAGGGCAACUUGUCAUCAUGGGCUGUCAAUCCUACUGAGGCUCUUAUUCAUUUCUAUCACUUAACCAGUGUGUGCGUGUGUGUAUACAUGCAUACAGUUGAAGUCGGAAGUUUACA